Molecule: messenger RNA, 600 nt
Organism: Pseudonaja textilis
Lineage: Eukaryota; Metazoa; Chordata; Lepidosauria; Squamata; Elapidae
Product: olfactory receptor 5V1-like
Biological process (GO): G protein-coupled receptor signaling pathway
Cellular component (GO): membrane
Molecular function (GO): G protein-coupled receptor activity; olfactory receptor activity
Source: RefSeq, a predicted model, not a curated record
ACAGAAUGCCUUCUUCUGGCAGUAAUGGCUUUGGAUCGCUAUGUUGCUAUUUGCAAUCCUUUGCACUACUCAUUAUUUAUGAGAAGAUGGGUCUGCUUCCAACUAGCUAUAGCUUGCUGGAUUGGAGGUUUUCUUAACUCUGCAAUACAUACUUAUUUUGCCUUUCAGUUACCUUUUUGUGGAGAUAAUUUCCUAGAGGCAUUCUACUGUGAUAUUCCUCCAUUGCUAAAGUUAUCAUGUGGAGACAUCUCUCUCAACCAAAAGCUCUUGCUAUCUAUUGGUUUACUCAUAGCAUGGACACCUCUUUUUUGCAUCCUUCUCUCAUAUGCAUCCAUCAUCUCCACAGUCCUGAAGAUGCAUUCUGCAGAAGGAAGACAAAAAGCUUUUUCCACCUGCUCCUCUCAUCUUACAGUGGUUCUACUUUAUUAUGGCAGUAGCAUUUUCACCUAUUUGAGACCUGUUUCUUUCCAGUCUUCUGUUAAUACCAAGCUGAUCCCACUAAUGUACACCAUCUUGACUCCAUUACUAAACCCUGUUAUAUAUACUUUGCGUAACAAAGAUGUAAAGAAUGCUUGGAGAAGUAUAAUGGGAAAGAUUUAA